AUGGCACAACAACAGCAAAUUAAUGGAAAUGGUGCGGCAGAUUUAAGUUUAGAUGAUUCAAAAAAACAAGGAACACGAGUCUUCAAGAAAAGUAGUCCUAAUUCAAAGAUUACAUGUUAUCUGGGAAAAAGAGAUUUUAUCGAUUAUAUGGAUCAUAUAGAUCCAAUUGAUGGAGUUGUUCUAAUCGAUCCUGAAUAUGUUAAAGAUCGUAAAGUAUAUGCAUGUGUAUUAGCAGCAUUUCGAUAUGGUCGAGAAGAUCUUGAUGUACUUGGUUUAACAUUUCGAAAAGAUUUAUUUUGUUCAACUCAACAAAUUUUUCCUCCUAUUGAUGAUCAAAAAAAACCUUUAACUUAUUUACAACAACGUCUUUUAAGAAAAUUAGGACCAAAUGCAUAUCCAUUUUAUUUUGAAAUUCCUCAAAAUGCUCCAGCUUCAGUAACACUACAACCAGCUGUUGGUGACACGGGAAAACCAUGUGGUGUUGAUUAUGAAUUAAAAACUUAUGUAGCAGAAGCUAAUGAAGAUAAAUCACAUAAACGAAGUUCUGUUCGAUUAGCAAUUAGAAAAUUAACUUAUGCACCAGAAAUUCCAGCACCACAACCGGUUAUUGAAGCACAUAAAGAUUUUAUGAUGUCACCUGCACCGUUACAUUUAGAAUGUACACUUGAUAAAGAGAUGUAUUAUCAUGGUGAAAGUAUCAAUGUUAAUGUCGUUGUUACAAAUAAUUCGAAUAAAACUUUACGAAAAAUUCGUAUUUCUGUAAAACAAUAUGCAGAAAUAUGUAUGUUUACCAAUGCUCAUUACAAAUGUACUGUUGCUGAAUUGGAAACUGAUGAAGGUUUUCCAAUAACUCCAUGUUCAAAUUUAACAAAAGUUUAUUCAUUAAUACCACUUCUAGCAAAUAAUAAAGAUAAAAGAGGUUUAGCAUUAGAUGGAAAAUUAAAACAUGAAGAUACAAAUUUAGCUUCAUCGACUAUAAUACGAAAUAAUACACCAAAAGAAAAUCUUGGAAUAAUCGUGCAAUAUAAAGUUAAAGUUAAAAUAAUUGUUGCUAUGGGAGGAGAUUUAGCAGUUGAAUUACCAUUUACAUUAACUCAUCCAAAACCUCCUCCAACCUCUUCACUAUCUCAACAACUUGAUCAACAAAAUUUUGAUGAUCAACAACCAAUUGAUGUACCUGUUGAUCAUAAUUUAAUUCAACUUGACACUAAUUUUGGUAAUACUGCUCAUGAUGAUGAUUUUAUUUUUGAAGAAUUUGCUCGAAUACGUCUUAAAGGACAUGAAGGUGGUCUUGAUGAUACUGAAGCUUAA
Molecule: messenger RNA, 1311 nt
Organism: Rotaria sordida
Lineage: Eukaryota; Metazoa; Rotifera; Eurotatoria; Philodinida; Philodinidae
Source: the annotation of a GenBank genome assembly